This is a messenger RNA of Strongylocentrotus purpuratus (purple sea urchin), 4445 nucleotides long. RefSeq names its product sushi domain-containing protein 2. Gene Ontology annotation, biological process: cell-matrix adhesion. NCBI's taxonomy places the organism in Eukaryota, Metazoa, Echinodermata, Echinoidea, Camarodonta, Strongylocentrotidae. The record is from RefSeq and is a predicted model, not a curated record. The transcript has 18 exons. The coding region runs from base 270 to 3632 and encodes 1120 amino acids.
UUUCUAUUCGGCGUUGAGUAAACGAACGUAGACAGACAUAGUGCGUUAAGAGCAAUAGGAGAAAAGAGCACGAAAAUGGAAGCGUGGGCUGAUUAAACGUACAAGAAGAAUUAGGAUAUCAAAGGACAGAAUAGAGAACAAUAAAGACUUGGCUAAGAAGGAGAAGAAUUGAAAAUAGAAGAACAAUACUUUUGGGAUAAGCAUAUAAUAGCAGAAGAUAUCUGCUCGAUAUCUGUUGGACUUGACUAUCAAACGCAUCUAAUUCUAAGAUGACCGGAAAGAAGCAAUUCGCCGUUUUCUUCUGCAUCGCAAUCAUCUUGAAUGUACUGCAGACAUCAGAGGCAGAUAAUAGUCUGUUCUUCCCGUAUGGAUUAAGUGAGGGGGACGCCUUCCUAAUCGAAAAUGAUGAUGGAUCAACUCUUCGGCGACUGAUCUCCGUCGUUUUUCCGUUCUUUGAUUACGAACAUAGAAGUCUAUUCGUCAACACUAACGGGGUCAUCUCGUUCUUGGAUGCCGUUUCACAAUACACACCGGAUACUUUCCCACUUGGGGAUGGCCGACGACUUCUCACACCAUUCUGGGGCGAUGUCGACACGAGGAAUGGCGGUGCUAUUUCCUAUCGAGAAGUUCUACGAUUCGGUCAGGAUGAUGAGCUGUUUGUUGAAGCCGAUAGGAUUAUCAAAGAGUCAUUUAUCGAAAUGAGAAAUUUUGUGUCGUCAUGGAUGUACAUCGCGACCUGGGACAGAGUGGCCUUCUACAAUCCUGCUGAUCCCUCUAUCAGGAAUUCCUUUCAAGCUGUGAUUGUUACUGAUGGUCGAUACUCCUUCGCCAUCUUUAAUUACGGUGACAUCAACUGGACAACAGGAGAAGCCAGCGGUGGUGAUGGUAAUGGUCUCGGUGGUAUCCCUGCUCAGGUUGGAUUCAACGCUGGUGACGGAGUGACCUAUUACAGUGUCCCUGGAUCUCAGACAGCGGCCGUCGUCGAUAUCGAAACGACAUCGAACAUCGGUGUACCUGGGAGAUGGGUGUUCAGAACGGACAACUCCAACAUCGAAGGACUAGAAUGUACAACAUUUGGUAAAAUUACCUUGUUCCCUUUGGUCGGUUCAAUGCUUGGCGCAACUCAGGUACUCAUUAGCGGACCAUGCUUCAACGCAACCAGUCUGAUUGUCUGUGAUUUUGACGGAAUCGAAACUUUUGGAAGACUUCUGUCCGUCAAGACCGCCCUCUGCGUUUCGCCGACUUUUUACAAAGUAGGACGAAUUCCCCUACGGGUGUCUUUAGACGGCGGAAGGACCUUCCUGUUCAAAGGCACUUUCACAAUUAGACAAUGUAUUUCCCCGGUAACGGAAAGCAACCAAAGAGAAUCCGACUUCGAGAUCACGUGGGACACAGAAGCCCUCCAAAGCGUGACCGAAGUCGACAUCGUUGUCUACGGUUACCGAGAGGACAAUGGGGUCGAGUUCAGUGGACCUGUGAUCACAUUGGCUCAAGGAAUCAACUACCGCCUUGGUAUCCAAAGAGUAUCUGGGUUACCUUACGCUGAGAUUGAUUUCGAGAUUGGGGUCAUCGGGGUCAUCGAAUCUGGAGUUCACGUGACAAAUUCAAGCCAGGCUGCGCUCUGGAGCAAGGUCCAUGUUCUACAGUGGUACAAGGGAUAUGACACAGAGGAUUGGUGCCAAGAUUGGUGGGACGUGGAGGUGGAAAAUGACGAUUCUUUUCUUGACGUCACACCGCCGUGUCCAUGUACCUUUGACCAAGCCCAGCUAGAUAUCGGUAGGUUCAGUCCCCAUCCAGAGUGUGAUAUCGAUAUCUCGUCACCUAGCAACUGUAUCCACAAACCUGGAGCGACGCACUGCGUACGAGCCAACACGCCGAGCAAAAAACUGGGUGGACAGGCAUGCUGCUAUGAUAGUAAGGGAACGAUCAUCAAUGUCUUUGAUCUCCCAGGAGGGGGAUAUAGUCAUCGGCGCCACCACGGAGGCGUCCCACCCUAUGAGAAAAAUGGGAAGGUACCGUAUCUAUCGCACUACCUCACCGACAUGUUGCCGUGGACAUACUGCUGUCGCUUCGGUGAACAUGAUGAUCCCGAGUGCAAAAGCUUUGCAAGACUUCGACCAUCUCAAGUUUGUGACAACUACAAACCACCACCACCAGCACAGGGAAAUGGCGACCCACAUAUUGCAACUCUUGAUUCGACCAUGUACACAUUCAAUGGACAUGGUGAAUUCACGAUGAUGAACGCACUGAAUGGUACUUUCAUCUUACAAGCAAGAACAACACCUCUUAGUGGAAUCCCCGCAGCCACAGUAUUUGUUGCCAUGGCAGCACGUUAUGGUGACAGUGACGUAAUCCAUGUUCAAACCAAUGAGCGCAGGGUUCUUGAUGCUUAUGUCCGACUAGCCGGGGAUGGACAAAACUUCACAAGGAUUGACUUCGAUCAAGCUUCUCGAUGGGCUUUUACAGGUGUCUCUGUAACCGGUCGCAACAUUACCUCAGGUGGAAUUCUUAUAGCUUUCGACGGCGGGGUAGGACUGACGUUGAAAGCCUCAGAGGGGGCCAUGAGCAUUCUUCUUGUUGCCCCAGACUCCUUCCAGGGUCAAACGAAAGGCCUGAUGGGAACGUGGAAUGGUGAUGCUAAUGAUGACUUUCUCACUCCGCAGGGAUCUUUCCUCUCCCCUGGUUUGACUACUGAGCAGCUGCACGACCAGUUCGGGCUACAGUGGGAGAUCGAUGCUGCAGAAUCUUUGUUCUUCUACGAACUGGGCAACGACCAUGAAUCUCUUACCGACCGCGCUUACCGUCCCAUCUUUGAGCCGGUCACAAACCCUUUCGUAGACCAAACCCUGGUCGAACAGGUCUGCGGUACGAAUCAGUUCUGUAUCUUCGACUACCAGACAACGGGAUCGCAAAGUUUCGCCGAGAAUUCCGUGGAGGAAUUCGAACAGUUGGAAGAGGCCGUUGACAAUAGGGCUUCAUUUGUGAGCUGCCCAACUCUUUCCGCCCCUGCUAAUGGAAGUGCCAUCGUGACGACCUACACACCAGGAGGCGUGGCCAGGUUCGUAUGUGACCGCGGGUUUGAGCUGAGUCACGAGGCCAACCGGACCUGCCAAUCAAAUGGGACAUGGAGUGAUAGCGAUAUCCCGACAUGCAUUGCGGUGUUCGUGCAGACAACGACCGCGGCAUUUGUUUCCACCGAUGCAGCUACGUCAAGGGUAACCACUGAAGAUGUAAGAUCAUCUGCAUCUUCAUUCUCACGUUCGACUGAAUCACAGACUGCCUCGGCAGGAAGUACAGCUGGACCAACCACUCCUCUUAUCAACCCCGGGACUACUCCACUUAUCACUGAUACAAUAACCACUCAACCACGGGGAGAGACGGGAUCCACGGAAGGAUAUUAUACCGAAGAUCCAAAGACAUCUCCACAGUUGACGAGCACGACACUCCAAAAGAAGGGUGAUGAUGGUCUUCCCACCUGGUCGAUCGUUGUGAUAUCGAUCGGAUCGGUUGCGUUGAUCGCUGUCACCGGGCUUAUCAUAGGCCAUCUAUGUCACAAGAAAAGUGUGACACCUACAAAAAGCGAGGAGUUGGCUCAUCAAAAUCCUACGUUCGUUAAGGUUGAGUCGGGGUAAUCAUCAAAUCAACAUGUCUCUCAGUCCUUGCUGGAAUUUGAAAAAUACCUGCAAAUGAAUAAAAAUGAACACAAAGAAGUAGAUAAUUUUGCCCUCUUCCGUCCUGUGAAAGUUUAUUUUCUAUGGUGUAAUAUUGCUUUCAUAUCCGUCCAUCGAUGUCUUAAAAAAAAUUAUAUAUAAUAGCGAUUAACAUAGCGAAUAUUGAAAAAUUAUUUUUAACAGGCAUAUUACUUUCGCUUUGUCCGAAGAGGUAACUUGUAAAUUUAAGGAACAACGCAACAUUCAGAGAGGGUAAAAAAGCGUUUUACUUGUACCAUUUGAAAGAAUUGUUGAUAUCAAAUUACAUCGUUUCUGAUUGUCGUCUCAAGACUACACGUGUACAAAAAAAAUAGGCUCCAUGUAACCGUUUGACGCUGUAAUUUGUUCCGUUUCUAAUGUUCAUGCAAACAAAUAGUUUUGUUCCGUUUUGUACAAUCGUGCAAAGGUAUGGGGAAAAUGCGUCUAGUGAUUUUUGUAUGAAUAUAUGCAUAAUUUUGCUCUAAGCAGAGAUGGGCCAACUUAAAGGCAAAGACCAGAGUAUGACAGUAAAUAAUCUGUUGAUGAUUGUAUAGAAACAAUUAUGAUGAUGGGUUUAUGUACCUAUACAUAUGAUCGGGAAAAAUAGUGACCUUCUCGUAAUAAGCGAGUUCGUAAUUAGGAUUUGCGCAUGGGCAAAUAAAGGUCAUUCGGACCAAAAUCGUAAAACCAUUGAGACGAAUAAUUUUAUCAUGCUCAUGAAAGUUAUGUAAUCAGUAUUCAUUUAUGUACCGACAG